AUGGUCUCUAAGGUUUUCAUCAUCGCGGCUGUCAUUGCCUAUGUCGAGGCUCGCUUCGGACAGGAGCAAAUCCCUAUUGCGGCCAUCAGCGAGGUUAAGGGUGGUGCAAGCGGCGAAGCUGCUACUCUUGCGGGAGCUGCUAUUUCUGACUUGCUUGGUGGAGCCAACUCUUGCGCCAAGCUCGUUCGCGCUGACCAAAUCUUCACUGAGCUCGGUGGUGGUGCUGAUGCCCUCGCUGCCGCUAUUGGCAUGGUAAAAGCAGAGAAGAACACCAAUCCUUUCGCCAACGGCAACGCUCAGAAUGUCUGUGGUGAUGCCUCACUUCCUGCUACCCCCGAGCUCCGUGGUAUCACUCCUCUGAUUGACCCUGCUGUGGAUGUCAAUGGCGCUGCCGCCGCUCUUAGCGCCAGCUCUGCUGCUAAUCCCCUUCCUGCUGACGGACUGAGUGUGUUUGAUCUCAUGGAUCAGGCUGGACUUGGCAACUUGGUUGUCAGCCAGGCUGCUGCUGGUGGUGCGGGUGGUGCCGCUGCUGGAAACAACAAUGCCGCUGCUGGAAACAACAACAACGCUGCUGCUGGAAACAACAAUGCCGCUGCUGGAAACAACAACGCUGCUGCUGCUACUGGUGACAACGCCGCGGCUUGCGACAGCAAUGCUGCUGCUGGUAACGGAACCGCUGCUGCUGAUAACGAAAAUGCUGCUGCUGAUAACGGAAAUGCUUCUGCUGGUAACGGAAACGCUGCCAACAACAACGCUGGUAACCAGAACAACAACAACAACAGUGCCAAUGAGGAUGCUGCUGGUAAUGAAAAUGCUGGCAACCAGAACAACGCCAAUGCCGGUAACCAGAACCAGAACAACAACAACCAGGGUGCUGCAAACGACAACAACGCCGGUGCCGGCGCGGGAGCCGCAGCCGGCGGCGCAGACUUUGGUCGCUGCACGCCCACCAUCAUCUUCGAAGGCGGGCAGAACGGGCGUCCGGCCAACGAAUUCACCUUCCAAAUCGCGGACCCCCUUGCGCGCGGCAGCCAAAGCGACGCCCUCAACCCCGACAUCAUCACCAACGCGCUCUGCAACCAGCUCACCAACGUGUGCGAGGCCAACGCCGCCGCCAUCACCAAGUGCAAGAGCGCCGCCGCCGCCGUCAAGGGCGGAACCCGCAACAAGGCCCUCGCCGAUAAGUUCAACACGCUCAUUGGCUUUCCCGGUGCUGUUACUAACCCCGAUGGUGGUCCCGAUGAUGUUCCUGCUGCCAAGCGUUCUAUGCGUAGGGGUUUGAGGUUGUAA
Messenger RNA from Bipolaris maydis ATCC 48331, 1290 nucleotides. Lineage: Eukaryota; Fungi; Ascomycota; Dothideomycetes; Pleosporales; Pleosporaceae. The record is from RefSeq and is a predicted model, not a curated record.